Scleropages formosus (Asian bonytongue) is the source of this 3460-nucleotide messenger RNA. It is a transcript of the gene gramd2b, whose product is annotated as GRAM domain containing 2B. NCBI's taxonomy places the organism in Eukaryota, Metazoa, Chordata, Actinopteri, Osteoglossiformes, Osteoglossidae. The transcript has 14 exons. Bases 581 to 1885 code for a protein of 434 amino acids. The record is from RefSeq and is a predicted model, not a curated record. Gene Ontology annotation, cellular component: cytoplasmic microtubule.
UGGAGAGGCAGUGCGGCAGUAGUGCUUUUUGUUUCGAAUGGGAGGAGGAGUGGAAACGGAGUAACCGGUACACGCAGUGACUCCCCACUGCGACCGUGGCUGUGCGAACAGUGUUGAACAACAGGCACUAACAGGCACCGGCUGACAACUCGAAUAACGGGUUCUCUGCAGUCUGCUCCGGAGCGCUCCAGCCAGGGCGAGCUGCUGCUCACACGCACACACACACACACACGAUCGAUGUAGCCAGGCUACCGGUACCUCCUUAGUUUACCGCGUUUUGCCGCGUACACCAGACUGAUCAGUGCACAGCGGCAGCGACAACAAGCCAGAAGAGCGGCGCGGUCGCUCGUUUGGGAACAGCGCUCCCGAGUUCCUGCCCGGCGGUGGUGUCCUUUUCCCCGUCUUCUGUCCCCUCCCUCCUUCUCCUCCCUUCUCCAGUUUCCUGCGCGGACUUCCUCUCUCUCGGCCGGACCUGCGGUUGGACGGAGGAAGCGGAGGAGGAGGACGACGAAGACCAAGACUCAGAGGAAGAGGGGACGGACGCACUGGGGAUUCAGAGGAGCCGCUCGGUCGCCCCGCUAUGGGGCUCAUAGCCGGGCAGGAACUGCCCCACACGGCUCCCGCUCCGCUAUCCGCGCCGGAGGACUUCAAAUCCGCUAGAGCGCCCAGAAGAGAUGCGAGAGGAGUCAACACCACCAACUUGGUGACCAACUCUGAGGCAGAGAACAUGACAGAGGAGAAGCAGCAGCGGUGGGGUGGACGGACCUGCACCUUCACCGAGUUGUCCGUGGACGCUGAAUCUGAGAUCUCAGAAAGCAGACGGAAACCACCGUUUGUGAGGUCAAAAGCUAUUGAUCAGCCUCCUGUGUUGCAAAGUCCAAGUGACUAUGAACCGAAACUUGAAAGGACGAAAUCUCAAUCUACCCAGUUUUCCAAGGCAAACGCCCACUAUCACAAAACUUUUAAAGAGAUCAGUAAAGAUGAGCUCCUUCGACAGAGUUACACAUGUGCCUUGCAGAAAGACAUCCUCUAUCAGGGAAAGCUGUUCGUCUCUGAUAACUGGAUCUGCUUUUACUCAAAAGUUUUUGGGAAAGAUACUAAGAUCGCUAUACCAGUGCACUCUGUUACCUUCAUUAAAAAAACAAAAACAGCUAUUUUGGUGCCAAAUGCACUAGUCAUUAACACCACAAAAGAGCGGCAUGUGUUUGUGUCGUUCCUUUCCCGCGACACCACAUAUAAAUGCCUGAAGUCCAUCUGUCUUCAUCUGGAUGGUGAUAACAUGUGUAGCAGCCCCAGUCCCUCCUCUGUGGAGAAUAGUUUCAGAGUGGAGCGACCCGCUUCGAUUCCGCUGGACUUCUCCAGGGACUUCACGGACCUGGAUCGAGUGGUGAGGCACAGGAGGCUGGAUGCCAUGGAGAGCAGCAGCUCCGGCUCCCAGACACCAGACUACGAGAAAAUUCCAGAGUUCUCCAGUAUUCCCCAGUCCUUCCUCAGUGGAGAGGUGGCAGUGCACGCAGACGUCCAUUGCCAGCAGACCCCCGAGCCCAAACACUGCCAGUAUCGGAAUGGUCUCCCUAAAGCUGCAAGUGCCGGAUGUGAAGUGAAAUCCAUUCAACCCUCCUCCCUGAAUACGCUCAUCUUUAUCUAUUUGUUUUUAGUGUCUGUUCUGGUCUUUUCCUCAUGUUAUAUGGCUUUCAAGAUUGUGGCUCUUGAGGAGCGGCUGAACUCGCUGGGCUCUAAGACGGAGUACCCCCACAAUGAAAAUGUACUGCACCACAGAGUCCAGGCAGAGUUCAAUGCAGAAAUCUACGGAGAACUGUCUACAAAUCUGUUCAAGUUAGAAAAGAUCCAGAAGAACUUGCAGAAGCUGCUGGAGGAUACCUAGAUGUUCCGUUGUGUACCACCCUGGGAAUGCUGCACAACAUGAGUAAAGCCUGCAUCUUCAAUAAAGAAAUGUAGGCCUUAGUCUGAAAAAUGAACUUUUUUAAAAUAGUGCAAUAAGGUUUUUUUUUUUUUUUCUUGCUUUUUUCAGUUGUCUCAGGACUGAACUGCACUAUACUUGUGCUAAGCAUAACCCUGUCAAAACAGAAAGGACUGAGUAAACAAGGUAGUGCUUUUUUCCAAAACUGGGACCCCAGUAUGGACCAAGAGGUGUUUGCAGACACUGUUGGCCAGUAGGAUGGAACUGGCUAUCAGUAAGGCUGCUGUGUUCUGCACCCUUCCACACAAGCCUUAAAAUGCUGAUUCCCCCCCCUUGCUUGUUCUCUCAGCUUGUAAAGAAAUCUAUCACCAAUAAAAUAAUUUCUGGUUAUUGCAAAAACCAUUAAUUAUAUGUUCACAUUCACAGAAAAUGAAACAUUAAGGGUAUGCUUUUGUCAAAUCAAUGAUAUAUCAGUAGACUGCCUUUGUCACAUGCUUGGCUUCUGUUGCUUAUUGGUCUGUUGAGAGCUAUCUCAGGCUGACACUUCCAUAACUAAAGUUGUAAUAUUUGUGGAAUGGAUACGAGCAAAGGAGUGUAUUUUCACCAAUUUUAUCUAUGGUCUGGGUAGUACAAUUGAUGGAGCUGGUGCUUAUGCUCAGUUUAAUUGAGCUGUGCACCUUCACAUACCUUAACCAUAUGUGGUAAAAAGUCUAGUGCGUAUGUAGUCAGCUUAAAAUAUUUAUUCAUCUGACAAACUGUUUUGCCAAGGAAGUAGCCUGGAUAACAGAACAAUGCCAUGGACAGAAUUCCUCCUGUGCUAUGUUAAAUUAAGUUCUGUAUACAGGCAUGACAAGCAUUGUCUUUAUCAGCUAUGAAAACUUGAUACACUUUUUGACACUACAUUUUUAGAUUUACUGGGGUAGGACCUCAUAUCUGAAGUACUGCUCCUGUGGAGGUUGUACUUUAUAAUGUAACAACUACAUUCACUCAGAAUUCCUGUGAGGAGUAGUUUUACCCAAAUGGAAAAUGUUUAGAUUUAAGUCUUUUUUUUUUUUAUUUUUAAAAAAAAAAAAGUAAGACAAAGCUGGAAGAAAAUUUUGUUGAGAAUAGGUUAUGAAAGGUAUCCAUGUGGAAACACUGCUGUAAUUACUUUUGCCAAGAGAGCAGUAUAGUGGUGUACAAGUCUUUGGGUGACAGUUCAAAUCUCAUAUCUGUAUGGAGUUUCCAUCUCCUCAUGCUUGCAUUGGUUUCCUUGCAAGCUUAAGAUUCUUCAGGUUACAGAGUGAACCUAAAUUGCCUUUUAUGUUUAAUAACCCUGCCUUGUACCCUGUUGGCUAGAACUGGGUAAGGACCAUUGUCACCCUGAUGUGGAUACCAUAACAGUUGUAUUUCCAACCCUGCCACUUAAAGUGAUAGACAAACAAGGCAACAUUAGUGCCCCCUGCUGGUGAGCUAUGAUUAGUUUACAAGGGCACAGCACCUUCUGCUACUAGAUAGUUUUUGCCUCUUCCCUAGUAAGAUUGAGAGAUAUCUCUCUCA